Larimichthys crocea (large yellow croaker) is the source of this 1414-nucleotide messenger RNA. RefSeq names its product transmembrane protein 120A. Bases 106 to 1152 code for a protein of 348 amino acids. The transcript is spliced from 12 exons. The record is from RefSeq and is a predicted model, not a curated record. Gene Ontology annotation, biological process: fat cell differentiation. NCBI's taxonomy places the organism in Eukaryota, Metazoa, Chordata, Actinopteri, Sciaenidae. Gene Ontology annotation, cellular component: membrane.
GCCGCCCUGGUUUCGUUGCUCAGCUUUGACAGGAGUCCAACUGUUGCACAGCGGAUCUUGGAUAUUACUCAACUCCAGGAGGUUUCACUGAUGUCAGGAUAGAAAAUGUUGUUCAGUCCAUCAGGUUUGUCUGAAUGUUUACGAGAAUGGGAAGAUUUAGAGAAGAACUACCAACAAAUCCAGGAUACUCAUCGUCUAUACAAACAGAAACUUGAGGAAGUUACCAAACUGCAAGACAGCUGCUCCGGUGCCAUAGCACGCCAGAGGAAGAAACUGAAAGAGCUCACUGUGUCACUAGAAGAAUGCAAAGAAAAUCCCCAAACAACCAAAUUAAGUCCAGAGGAUGUGGAUGCUAUCACCGAAAUCGAGGACUCCAUUAAAGACAGAGCAGAUGCUUUCUCUGAAAUGGAAGCUUUUCUGCCAAAGAAGAACGGGUUAUACCUCACUCUUGUUUUAGGAAACGUCAAUGUAACACUCCUCAACAAACAGUCAAAGUUUGCCUACAAAGACGAGUACGAGAAGUUUAAACUGGUCCUCACGGUCAUCCUCUUCGUCUUCUCCUUCACUUGUCGCUUUUUGCUCAGCUACAGAGUGCUAGAUGCCCUGUUUAACUUCCUGUUGGUGUGGUAUUAUUGCACACUCACCAUCCGGGAGAGUAUCCUCAUCAGCAACGGUUCAAGGAUCAAAGGUUGGUGGGUUUUCCAUCACUAUGUGUCAACUUUCCUGUCUGGAGUCAUGCUCACUUGGCCUGACGGCGCUCUCUACCAGAUGUUUAGGAACCAGUUUCUAACAUACUGUCUAUACCAAAUAGGCUUUGUCCAGUUUCUUCAGUACUACUACCAGAGCGGCUGUUUGUACAGACUCAGAGCGCUGGGAGAAAGACAUAACAUGGACCUUACAGUCGAGGGUUUCCAAUCUUGGAUGUGGAGAGGCCUGACCUUCCUCCUUCCUUUCUUGUUCUUUGGUCAUUUCUGGCAGCUCUACAACAGCAUAACACUCUUCAAGAUGUUUCAGCUCCCGGAGUGUAAAGAGUGGCAGGUUGCGAUGUGCGGCUGCUCUUACAUGGUGCUCUUCCUGGGAAACUUCUUCACCACACUGGGAGUGGUUUACCAGAAAUACAUGAAGAACCAGGACAAGUCCAAGAGCUUCUAAGACUAGAAUAACAACCAGGGCAGAAUCACCAAAAAUCCUUCAUGCUAUUGAAAACAUACAAAGUUACUGUCGCUCUAAGAUUCUCUUGAGAGCUUUAUCAGUGUUAUGAUUGUUGUCCUUGUGGACCAUUUACAUGUACUGCACCUAGUAUCCAUGUUCUCCUAAGUUCAUAUUUGUGUAAAUGAUGGUCAAAGCAACAUGUUAGACAGGUAGGUCAUAGACAUUAUCACACUGACCUGUCAAAAAAGUAAUAAAAAAAAAA